CUGGAGGGGCAGGACCUAAAGCCCGCUGUGGGGAACCUAGAGGGGCCGGGCCAGAGGAGCUGGUAGGUGCCCAAUGGGAUUCACUCUUCCCUCGGCAGGGCCCAGGAUGCAGUCGCCAGCGGUGAAGGAGGCUGGGCGCGGGGGUCCGCGAGAGCGAACAGGAAAGGGGUCCCGUGAGGAGCGCGCCAAGGGGCCGCCCGCGGCGGAGCCCCCCAAGCCGGGUUGGGCCCUAUCGCUGGAAGGCCUGGCGGCCAUGCGCCCCCCACAGCGUCACCGCCACCUGCUCUUCGGGGACCUGCUUGAGGACGUGGGCGUGGCCGCCUCCAUCUUCCCCCGUGAGUCAGUGGAGCUGGGGUACCAUAUGCCCGACCCGCGCGCGUGGACGCAGUCACUCGAGCUGCCCGCGGUGCGCCAGGACAUGCUCCUCGGCGUCCUCAAGGCAGCGGAGGCCCGAGGACGAAUCCGUGCCCUGAGGCUGCGCUACAUCCGCAUGCGGGCGGAGGAGAUCUCGCUCCUCAUCCUGCAGCAGAAGUCCGCGCGCGCCGCCAUCCGGCUGGAGCUGUUCCUGCCGCCGCAGCUGAAGCCAACGCGGAUCCCAGACCCCCUGGACCGUCAAGAGAGGAGGCGCGUGGAGACCAUCCUAGAGGAGAAAGUUGAUGGCAGCAUCUUCCCACGUUGACUGGGACUCCACAGGGUGCGAACGCGCCCCACCCUCCCAUAUAAAGUUCCCAUUGUCCAAGCGCCCCCUGGUCGUUACGCUGCCUCUCUCCAGGUGCCGCGGGAGGGAAGGGGGAGAGUAUGGAUGCUGCCUCCCCUGCAUCCGAUCACAGACAUCUGGCUACACAGAGCCGGGGUCGGGGGAGGGGGUGUGCCCUCCAACAAAGUAGAAGGAGGAUGCAAGCGGGCAGGUGUCAGAUUAACAGAGGAUGCUGGUAAUCCCUCAAAUACCGCUCUGCCCCCAUUAGGCAACCUGGUGCCCUGCAAGUCUCUGAGAGCCCCCAGUCUGAGGAGACAGGAAUAAGAAUUGGGCCGGGGCAACUGUCACAACCCCAGAAGUGAAGGGCAAGCUCAGGGAGAAAGAGGGGCCCAAGUGGGACCCCAGAUUGUAGGUCAUUCCAUCAGGGGUCAGAGAGGAGGGUGACAUUCUGGGCAGGACAAGUGACUGCACAAGCCAAAGGUGGCCUUUGGAGCCAGCUGUGCCGGGGAGGUCCUCCAGGGGGCCGAGACUGGGGGAAAGGAGACCACCUCAGGAAGCCCCUACUUCUCCAGACAGAAUCACCUUUCCAUCUUGAAUGACCUCCUCAGCUCUGCUCUAUCCGCCUUACACACAGACACACACGUACCGGAAGGAAACCACCCGUGUCCUGUUCUGACAAAGCUCUGAACUCUGAAGAGCCUCCCAACUCUCUGGACAGAUCUUCCCUUAGAGAACUUAGUACUCUUCCCCCUGACACGCGCUCUUUGCAGAGCCUAGAACUCGGCCACGUCUCCCUUUUCUUCCCUCCUAGUCCCUAAGCAGCUACAGAGGUGGGGGUCAAAAGGGUUCAGACAAGCCCCCCAACCUGUGCCAGGGAGGCCUGCUGAGCGGCCCUCAGUAAGCCCUUCUUCCU
Messenger RNA from Callorhinus ursinus (northern fur seal), 1610 nucleotides. It is a transcript of the gene LKAAEAR1, whose product is annotated as LKAAEAR motif containing 1. The record is from RefSeq and is a predicted model, not a curated record. Lineage: Eukaryota; Metazoa; Chordata; Mammalia; Carnivora; Otariidae.